UCGGGUCAAGUAAGCUAGUGGCGCAUUUCCCAACACACAGAGAGAGGCUGCGCGAGGUCAGUAACAGCUGUUCCUUGCAGCUGGGUGAACGUGUUUCUUGUCUUGACUGUUGUAUAAACUAUCUAUUGUGAAAUUUCGUAGCAAAAAGAUCGUUAAACAUGAAGUUGAAGACAGAUUUGCUGGUGCAUCCAUCUGAGGAGCUCUCAGAGAAAAUCCGCAUUGAACUGAAGGAGGAUGUCACUACCAGAGACCGAGACCUGGCUGCCAUUAAGGAAUGGCUUCGUAAAGAACCACAUCUACCUAAUGAAUGGGAAGACAAUCCCUUGAUGACAUUCCUGAGAGGCAGCAGCUUUUCCCUGGAGAAAUGCAAACGCAAACUGGACAUGUACUUCACCAUGAGAGCCGCUUGCCCGGAGUUCUUCACCAAUCGCGACGCUACCAGUCCCGAACUGCGGGAGGUCUUGAAAUCCAAACUACAAGGUCCACCGCUACCAGGACUUACGCCAAAUGGAAGAAGAGUAACAAUUUGCAGAGGUCUCUACCCAGGGCUGGACUCUCAACAAAUCACAGACACGUUUAAGCUGGCUCUCAUGAUUGGUGACAUCCGUCUCGUGGAGGAAGUCGUGGGAGUCGCUGGAGAUAUCUACGUGUUGGACGGGGCUGUUUUAGGACCAAGUCUGCUGGCUAAACUGUCGCCGUCUGUUAUAAAGAAGUUUAUGAUCUGUGUCCAGGAAGCUUAUCCCGUGAAGUUGAAGGAAGUUCACAUCAUCAACACUUCUCCCGUCGUCGAGAGGUUCGUCAACUUCGUGAAGCCUUUCCUUAAGGAGAAGAUUAGGAAAAGGAUUUUCAUUCACAAGGAAUUGAAGGAUUUAUACAAAUACAUUCCUCAAGAAAUGUUGCCCAAUGAAUACGGCGGCAAGUGUGGAACAAUGGAUGAAUUACAAGCCAAAUGGACCCAAAAGCUCAUAGAAUACAGGGAGUGGUUCAAAGUGCAAGAUUUUCUGAUCGCCAACGAAAGCCUCCGUCCAGGAAAGCCUACCAACUAUGAUGAACUCUUCGGUAUCGACGGCUCCUUCAGACAGUUGGCCAUCGAUUGAUAUUUUAAACUUUGUCUUGUAUAAAAUGAAACGUCAGUGAACAUUAGGAUUGCGUGACUAAUAGAAUUCAAUGAACAAGGGAUUGUGAAACUUCACAGAGAGCCAUUAGUAAUCAAAGUUUCGUAAUCCCUAUGAAGUAUGCAAUCUUGCUGAUUCAAGGUCACCGAUUUAUAAAAGAAUCCUUGAAGAAAUAGUGCGUUUCCUGAAUUGUAUCACCAAUUUGGUAAAUAAAAUGGACAUGUCACAGUUUGAUUUAAAGCAUUUUGCUUAAUUUCUAUUUAAAUACUAAUAAAUAUUAUAAAAUAUUUAUCUAUCGAUGUGACUAUUCGACGUUUAGUCAUUAUUUUCGUUUGCUUUUAAACUAUACACUAUACCUACCGCAAUAUGCUGCGAUUCCAACAUUUCCAAAAAUAACAUAAUUAGUUGUUCAUCAGGUGAGGCGAUUUAUUUUAUACUAGGCAAAGAAUAGUUUCGAUUUUUUAUUUAAGAUCAUAGACAGAGAAUAAUUAUAAGUUGGCCGACUUAAUUGCAUACUUUUACAAUUUACUUGGACAACUGUUUAAUAGUGCGUAAUCAAAGGGAAAUCGAGAUUCUGAUGUUAUCGGCGUCCAAAUUAUUAGUUGGACUGUAGCAUUAGCUUUUAGCUUUGUCUGUUCUGCGGAUUAGUUGGAGAAGAUGGGCGGGGUCUCACAUUACGAGUAUACCUAUUAGCUUACUCUGCAAUUUAGUCGCCCAACUUACAAUUUUAUAUCUGCGGGAGUUCUUAAGGUUUGGGCAGACAGCGGACGAGGCUGAACAGCGACGCACUAAGUUGUCGCAGUGGAAGUGAUGAUUUGUGCGAUUUAUUCUUUACUUUAGUAACCUCGUUAUGAACUGUCUCGUCAAGCCAUAAAUGUCAAAAGACGGUCAAAAGGCUUUCUCAGGCUGAGAAGCGCACCAUCAGGAGGAUAUCGGUAAUCGGCAUACUUAAUGGCUAAUUUUAAAUCCUGAUUUUAACCCCAAUCAGAACACUCUUAAAGGAAAUUGGGUUCAUGUUUAAAAAUACUAAUGAAGGACGUAAAUACCUAAUAAUUAAUGGAACGACCAGAUAUUGUUCAUACCAGAAAUGUGAAAACUUUGUUUACACAUAAUCAAGAUAGGAUUAUAAAAGUUACUUUUCGAUACGUCAUUUCUUUUAUUCCUGGGCCCAUUACUAAGCGGCUUCGGUGUUUAAGUGCAGGUGAGAUAUAAAUGGGUGAAAUAUUAUUUAAGACCCGUUAGGAACGUUCAUGAUGAGAGCCGUGAUAGCCCAUUGGAUGUGACCUCUGCCUCCGCCUCCAAUUCUAGACGGUGUGGAUUCAAAUCAGGUCCGUGGCAUGCACCUCCAACUUUUCAGUUGUGUGCAUUUUAAAAAAUUAAAUUUCACGUUUCCCAAACGGUGACGGAAAACAUCGUGAGGGGACCUGCAUACCUUAAAAUUUUCUUAUUUCUCUACUUGUUUGAAGUCUGCCAAUCCACCUUGGGCUAGCGUGGUAGACUAUUGGCCUAACCCCUCUUACUCUGAGAGGAGCCUUGUGCUCAGCAGUGAGCUGAAUAUGGGUUGAGAAUGAAUGACCGUUUUUAACGAGCUUAUAUAAUGCAUUAUGCAUAACAACGACUCAUAUACGGCCGCGACGCUAACGGGAUAGUUAUUAGUUACAGUCGCAGUUCCCGUAACCGUCGCAUCGCCGCGCCGUUUCGUUCCGUCCGUUGUCUACUAAAACCAUUAUUAUAAUUAUACCAUUUUCAUUAGUUUUUGUGAUGUGUAAUUAUUAUUAAGUAUUAGUAAACUAUAUGUGAUAUUUUACGUUUGAUAGGCAGGUAUGUAAUUUAACAAAUUAAACUUAAUUUUCUCAUGUUAAAUGCCUACAGAGAUACCUAAUAGUUUAAAUAAUAAGUUAUUUUUAAGUGGGAUGGAUUUUGGUACACAAGAUAAUGUUUAUAGAAUAUUAUGGACUUCUUUGAAAUAAUCCAAAAAAAAUGUUGUUCCAAUUGAUAAGACACCGAAUUAUGUUUUUAAAAUGUUUGGUAAGUAAGGAAAAAUAAAAAAGCUGAAAAGCUGAUAAAUUAUG
Messenger RNA from Bicyclus anynana (squinting bush brown), 3187 nucleotides. RefSeq names its product alpha-tocopherol transfer protein-like. Bases 159 to 1097 code for a protein of 312 amino acids. Gene Ontology annotation, cellular component: membrane. Gene Ontology annotation, molecular function: phosphatidylinositol bisphosphate binding. The record is from RefSeq and is a predicted model, not a curated record. The transcript has 8 exons. Lineage: Eukaryota; Metazoa; Arthropoda; Insecta; Lepidoptera; Nymphalidae.